Molecule: messenger RNA, 1224 nt
Organism: Colletotrichum phormii
Lineage: Eukaryota; Fungi; Ascomycota; Sordariomycetes; Glomerellales; Glomerellaceae
Product: phosphoribosyl transferase
Exons: 3
Coding region: 353-994 (213 amino acids)
Biological process (GO): IMP salvage; XMP salvage; GMP salvage
Cellular component (GO): cytoplasm
Molecular function (GO): hypoxanthine phosphoribosyltransferase activity
Source: RefSeq, a predicted model, not a curated record
CAUCGAUGGAACGGAUGGAGGGGUCCUGGCAGCCUGGCGCGCGCAUCUUUUUUUUUUCUCCCGUCCUCGUCUCGCGUGUGAAUAGCGGCACUCUCUCUCCUGGCAGAAACCUUGGGUUCCAUUCUUCCCUACCCAAGCUUCUUUUCCACUCUAAACUCACUCUUCUGUAUAUUUCCUUCCCUCCCCGAUAUACACGAUCCAUCUUUUUCGUUUUUCUUACUUCUUCUCUGCAUCCUCCCAAAUACCAGACGUCAGAGACAUCUCCAAAUCUGCAGCAUUCCUCCUACCCCGCAGUACACCCCCCGUCUACCGACCGAAUUCGAGUCAAAGAACCCCUCCAAACACCGCAAAAAUGGUCGAGAAGCUCUACGUCACGUACAACGAUGUCCACAACCUCUGCCAGGAGUCCGCCGUCAAGAUCCUCGAGACCUUCCAGCCCCAGCUCAUCAUCGCAAUUGGCGGUGGCGGCUACGUUCCCGCCCGUAUCCUCCGUUCCUUCCUGAAGAAGCCCGGCAACCCCAACAUCCCCAUCCAGGCCAUCGGCCUCUCCCUGUACGAGAGCCUUCCCGAGACCUUUGGCGGCAACUCUACCCCGGGCGUCCCCGAGGUCCCUGGCACAAAGGUCACCCGCACGCAAUGGCUCGACCUGACCGCUAUCGGCGAGAUGGAGAACCUUGUCGGCAAGCGCAUUCUGAUUGUCGAUGAGGUUGACGAUACCCGCACCACCCUCGAGUACGCCGUCAAGGAGCUGGAGAAGGACGUUGAGGCCGCCAGCCAGCGCCUCGGCAAGGGCCAGAAGACCGAGUUUGGCAUCUUUGUCCUGCACAACAAGGACAAGGCGAAGAAGGGCAGCCUCCCCUCCGAGAUGAUGACCUCGGGCCACUACCUCGCCGCCCGCACCGUCGGCGACGUCUGGAUCAACUACCCCUGGGAGGCCAUCGACAUUGCGGAGCACGACCGCCACGCGACCGAGGCCCUCGCUGCGCGCCAGUAACUUCGGAGGAGAGACUUGAGCAUACGAGUAACACGAGAACGUGGCGACAAUGGGGGGCGAGGAGAAUAGACGGACGGGGUUGUUUGGCGAAAGAAAGCCAGCCAAGGGCGUAUAAAAAGAUACCAAGAAGGGCCAUGCCGUCGAGCUGCCCACAAAGCAUACACAUCACCAAUGAUAUUUCAAAGUUAUUCAAUCCUGGGCCUCGAGAGACUUGACGCGUGCUAAGGGCG